Messenger RNA from Drechmeria coniospora, 1911 nucleotides. RefSeq lists its product as uncharacterized. The coding region runs from base 1 to 1911 and encodes 636 amino acids. The transcript has a single exon. NCBI's taxonomy places the organism in Eukaryota, Fungi, Ascomycota, Sordariomycetes, Hypocreales, Ophiocordycipitaceae. The record is from RefSeq and is a predicted model, not a curated record.
AUGCAUCUCCACUCGUCUCUGCUCAGCUUCGUGCUGCUGUUCCUUCAAUCGACGAGUGUUGCCGUUGCCGCUUCCCCUAGCGCAGGCUCACCUCCAAAGACCUUCUAUGUCGCAGUCAAACUCACUCCGGAGCAGAUGAUGGAAAGGGGAGGGAUUCCAUCUCGAGGCACUACGGAAUUCCAUCCGACAAGCCUUGAGGAGGGAAAUCCGAACAGCGCCUAUGUUCCUUUAUACAAAACCUCGGCGCAUGCCGAAGCUGUAUUCGCUUGGGCUUCAGGCGGGACUCUGUUUGAGAUUCAGGCGGCGCCAUACUUUCUCAAGCAUUUGGUCAAGUGGGCAGCUCCUUAUGGUAUCCCCAUCGGGCUGAUACGAAGAUGGAUGGUGCAUGGUGUCAACGAGUGGGUGGACAAUUUAUAUUACAACACCGACUUUGAUUCGCUUGAAAGCCCAAGCAAUGAAGUAUCAAAUCUGUCGAACGAGUCCCAGGUUCGAGUGUGGAUGGACCGGACCGCCAAAGCCGUGGGGUGGAACGGCAGCCUGCCAUUUCUUGAACUACCCUCGGUAGCACCCUCGGCAGCCUUGGCGGUAGCGAACGAGAUUGCAAACGACGCUCAGAAAACUUUUCAAGCGGUCAAGGCGGUGGAGGAUGCGGCCAACGAUCACGAUAUGGCGAAAGGGUAUGACGCAGCUGUCAGUGCCACGAUCGCACAAGGGAAGAUUCCGUCCAAUCUCAGGGAGGUUGUCCGAAUCAUAAAACAUUCUCCCUGGACCUCUCUAUUAAUUUUCACGCAGGCCUGGGAGAACGCUACCAAGGCCGAGUCGUCCCGCGCCUAUGUCCAAGGGAUGGCCUGGACAAUACACGCCAAAAAUAUAUCGGAAAGCAUUCAUGGCGACUGUGAAAAGGCAAAGAAGAUCCAGCUGAAUAAAGCUGCCACGGCCCUUGCGCAUGCCACAUCGGAAGCGGAGCGGAUCGGGAUCUGGACAAGGGUACUGCAGGCAAAAAUCAACAUGACGGCGACAAAGCAUUCCUACUUGCAAGGGGUACUUGCAGGGAGAGAUGCCGCCGAGAUUGAGUCCGUUACGCUUGACUUCUGGCCCGGAAAAGUGUGCGAGUCUAAGCCGGAGGCAAUUGAACGAGAAGCAUUCCAAGCACGAAGGUUGAACGGCGUAUACGAAGAUCAAUAUAAAACGCUCAGCAAUAUACACCGAGAGGUUUUUGUCGCUUUAAAGAAGCUACAGAUGCAUCUUCAGGAACGAGGGGAAACGGAACCAAUAACGCCAGAGUCGAAGCAAAUCGUGGACACGGUAUUGGAAGAGCCGCAGGAAUUAACCGAGUCUGAGUUGGAACAAAUCGAACAUGAAUUGGAGAAGGUAGAGACGCUCGUAGAGGUCAUAAGGAGCAGCCCCGUUCUGAAUCCCUUUGACAUUAUAAAACGAGUACUCCUUUGGGUAUUUGUUGGUAUGGUCUCGGCAGUAUUAGCCGCAAGUACAGGCAUGGUCGUCCAGGGUACAAUAAGCCAUGGAUCGAUUGCGCCAUUGGCAGCCUCCUUGACUAACUUGGCCCCGGCUGCCGACACCUGGGCGCAGGGGACACAACUCAUCAGGCGAUUUUCGCGAAGAACGAUGGACAGCGUACUGGAGCAGUUUCAGCGGAUCGAGGGGCGGAGAAACAUCCCCGGGCAGUACGAGCACCUGGAGAAGGUAAACAGAAUGGAGAUGGAGAUGGCGCAAAGAAGGAUUCAAGAAGGGAGGCUAUUGGAAAUCGAGACGGUGGAUAUUAGUGCGAUAUUGAAGGGAGCUUCGAACCGGGCGUUCGACGAAGCGACUGAAGAAAUAUUGGUACAGGGGAUUCAGCAGCAAGCAAGUUUCUCAGGAGGGGAGGGUACAUCCGCCAUGGGGUUAAUCACGUAA